Messenger RNA from Juglans microcarpa x Juglans regia, 1440 nucleotides. Its product is annotated as protein ABIL1-like. The transcript has 9 exons. NCBI's taxonomy places the organism in Eukaryota, Viridiplantae, Streptophyta, Magnoliopsida, Fagales, Juglandaceae. The coding region runs from base 164 to 1090 and encodes 308 amino acids. The record is from RefSeq and is a predicted model, not a curated record.
AAUAUCUCUCUCUCUCUCUCCCUGUGUGAAAACCACUUUCUUGCUGGCUCUCCCACCCACCAGAACCUAACCCCCAUAUCUAACCCUUAAUGUAUUCCUAAUUUUUUUUUUUUUAAUUUCUAUAUGCUCUAACUUGAAAUUUAGAGGUUUGGUAAUUUGUAGUAUGAUGAUGGAAGUGGAGCAACCGAGGACAGUCAAUCCGCCCAUGACCUUCGACGAGGUCUCCAUGGAACGCAGCAAGAGCUUCGUCAAAGCUUUGCAGGAACUUAAGAACUUGAGACCUCAACUAUAUACUGCUGCAGAAUACUGUGAAAAAUCGUAUCUUAAUAGUGAUCAGAAAGAGAUGGUGCUGGACAACCUGAAAGAUUAUGCCCUAAGAGCCCUGGUAAAUGCUGUUGAUCACCUUGGCACAGUUGCUUACAAGUUAACUGACCUUCUCGAGCAGCAAACAUUAGAAGUCUCAACCAUGGAGCUCAACGUUUCUUGCCUAAAUCAGCGACUUCUGACCUGUCAAACGUAUAUGAAUGGUGAAGGUCUCAGGCAGCAGCAGUUGUUGGCAUUCAUUCCCAGACAUCAUAAGCAAUACAUUUUGCCAAAUUCUGUGAAUAAAAGGGUACACUUUAAUCCACACAUACAGACUGAUAUGCAAAACCAUUUUCAAGCUAGAGCUCGUCUUCAGCCUUCAGGUAACCUUGCACCAAAAACUCUUUCCUGGCAUUUAGCCUCAGAAACAAAGACUACCUUAAAAGGGAUCCCACAUGCUUCAACCAGUUCUGAAGACCCAAAAGUUUCUGGGAAGACUUCUGGGGUUUUCCAUCUUUCAGAUAAUGAGAAGACUACCAGGACUAACUCCCCAACAGCUCAUCUUCAGUUCCCAAGUGGCGGCUCUGCUUCUAGUGCAAUUAUGCAAACAUUGAGUGGCACAAGAAGGGAUGGAAUGAAGAGUUCCCAAGCAUUGACAAGAUACAGGUCAUUUGAAAACCAAAAUCGACGAGACAUUGCAUGUGUUCCUGUUCGCAGCAAAAGCAUACUAUCAUCUUUCUUUGUCAAACAGAAGACACCGAAGCUGAAGGCUGGUUCUGUUCUGUGAAUCUUCAACAAAUCAAAGAAGCUGCCCUUUAAAGCUUCUCCCUUUGUGGGGCAAGUUGCCAGUAAAUGCCUUCUAAGUUGAUGAACUGUUUGCUUGGAUAGUUGGAUGUUAGUUCAGCAAUUGCUUGAAAUCAUAUUUUACUCCACUUCCAAGUCUUUCAUUUUGCUGUUAAUAAUGAACAAAUUUGCCUCCUGUGAUGAAGAUGGUCAGGAUCUGCUCACCCGGGUAUGCUAUCUGAUCAACAAUGUCAUAGAUGUUUCUUUGUCCAGAAUAUGCAAAUACUAUGCCAAUGACUAUGAUUCCACUGUUCAUAUUGUACAUAUGAGAAUAUAGCAAACUUACUGUGAAAA